GUCUCCUCCUCCUCCUCCUCCACCGCCACCACUCAAGCCUGCGCCGCCUGCAAGUACCAACGCCGCAAGUGCGUUCCCGACUGCAUCCUAGCCCCCUACUUCCCUCACCAUCGCCAACGCCAAUUCCUCAACGCUCACAAACUCUUCGGCGUUAGCAACAUCACCAAAAUCAUCAAAAACCUCGAUCCCUUCCAAAAGGAAGAGGCAAUGCGCACCAUUAUUUUCCAAUCCGACGUCCGAUCCCUCGAUCCUGUGGGCGGAUGUUACCGCAUCAUUCGUGACCUUCAGCGCCAGAUCCAGUACAGCAAAGCCGAACUCGAGAUCGUGCUUCAUCAAUUGGCGAUUUGUAAGCACCAGGCUGCUGCCUCUGUUUCUGCCGCUGCUGCGAUUCUGGACGCCGAUCAUCCUAUGAGUGGAAUCGAGCACCAAUUUGUGGAGGAAGGAUUUGUAAUUGGGGAAAAUGAAAAUGCGGAGAGUUUAGACGACGAAGCGGCGGAUGUUUGGGGGAUUCAGGCUUCCCAAAUCUCGCCCUGUUUUUCCUUCAAAUCCUCUGUUCAUGAUUUUGAUCAUAUCAAUAUUCAUUAUCAUCAUCAACAAUUCGUUAAGUUUCAUCCGGAUCAUCAUCAGUUUCUUCAUAAUAACAGUGAGGAAGAAGCAGGCAUGGUGGAAAUAGAUAAUGUGAUAUUGAAAGAAGAUUCAGAGCCAAUGCAAAAUGAUCAAGAUGGAGAGGUUGAAGGUGCAUACAAUUUGUGGGUCUUCUUCGUUUGUUUUUCGGAACUGUUCGGCUCUCGAGCUGUUACUCGUAGUACCCAUGUCGCUAAUUCUUAA
Messenger RNA from Cucurbita pepo subsp. pepo (vegetable marrow), 828 nucleotides. RefSeq lists its product as uncharacterized. The record is from RefSeq and is a predicted model, not a curated record. NCBI's taxonomy places the organism in Eukaryota, Viridiplantae, Streptophyta, Magnoliopsida, Cucurbitales, Cucurbitaceae.